CGGGGAAGGAAUGGCGGGCGGGAGGAGGGAGCCCGGGACUGGGGGCAGCAGCGCUUAGACCCCCCCAGGAAGUGUCUCCUUCCUUUCUUCUUCUUAAGGAGAUCCCGUCAAUUAUAUACACGUGCUAGAAAAGCGACCGCAGCCUGCGCCACGGGAUUAAGGUGAGGAUGUUUGCAAUCAACAUUCCUUUCUAUAACACUCGUUUUUUCCACCGCGGAGUGGAAGAGAAUGUGUAGCAUUCCGCUACUCGACAUGCAUCCUUGUCAUCAGCUGCAUGCAGCGCUUUGAAAAUGCGAUUCCAAGCAACGUGCAUUUAGUUCGUAUGUAGGAAUCGGCGCCAUAGGAAUCAGUCCGACUUCUUAUGAUAAAUAUGCUGCUUCGGUAGAUGGUUUGGAGGCACAAAUAGGCAAGCGGCUGCAAAGCCUGAAAACUUAAUACAGCGGCUGUCAGUGGCGCACACGCAAUACGUGUGGAUAAAGCCGAAAGCUAAGAAGCCAGCUUCCAAAAUGAGCGCCUGCUGUUUUACACAGGCUUAUCAUAAACUAGUUACCUGGUGAACAUGCAUUUAGCUACAUGCUAAUUUUCUAGAAAUCUGAGGACUUGCACCCAUCAGAAAUUGUUUGCUGCUGUUCAUGUACAAUGAAUUUGCACUGCAGGAGUGCUGGAACCUUUUUACUACUGUUAUAGAAACACGAAUAGUUAAGCUGAUGGUGGACUGUUUCCAUUUUCUACCUAUUAAAGUAGGGGUAUUGAAGACUGCACCCACAAGCCUUUACGGAAAUUGUUUUUAUAUACAGUACCUGGUGCUAUCUUAUAUCAAAUGGAAUAUUUUCUGUAGUUAAAAACCUACAGAAACCUCAAAUAGAAUCUUGUAUGUACUUUCCAUCUUAAAAAAUGCACAGCUGCAGAAGGAAUCACCAUUCCUUUGUGACAAUUCAUAAGAUGACUCUCUGUUUAACUGUGACUUCUGUCAAGGAAGGUGCUACAAAGAGGUCGACAAGGCCAUGCAUCGUAAUUAUUGGCAUGCUGCAGAGGUGACAAUUCAAAUUUCACUCACAGAAAAGAGGAACUCUACAGGAUAAGCAUAUAUUUAAAUAUAAUGUUAGCUUUUCCAAGGGCACAUUGAUCCAGACCAAGCAAUCAAUACCUUUGAUGAUACCUUGAGCAAAUGCACAUAAUUCUUUCACUUGAAUAUAUCUAGCACGUAAGAAAGUUGGUGCAAUCCUGUGCACACUGGUAACACCACUGACUAUAAAGGGACCUGCUUCCAAAUGACAUGUAUUGAGCCUAUAACCUAUGUGUAUAUAAACUUGGGAGUGAGGAGAAAAGCAGAAGUGGGAUGGUUAGGCCAAACUGAGUUAUGCCCACCUGAAAUGUGGGGUGGUUAUAGGUCUGUCUGAAAAGUGGAAUGGCACCCACCAUAUCCUACCCCACUGGACCCAAGCUCUAUUGAACUUGGUGAAUUUCAGUAUAAACAUGCAUAGAAUUAUGUCUUAAGUAACCAAACUUGUCUAAAGGAUAGUACAGGGUUGGCCUACUGUUUUAUCUUUCAGGUCAUGCAACUAUACAGUGAAAACAGGUGCAACAGGCUGGGUAUGAUCUGAAUUGCUAUUACAAAUAGAAGGCAAGUAGAGCACUAUUAAGGGACAUGGGUGGUGCUGUGGGUUAAACCACAGAGCCUAGGACUUGCCGAUCAGAAGGUUGGCGGUUCGACUCCCCACGACGGGGUGAGCUCCCGUUGCUCGGUCCCUGCUCCUGCCCACCUAGCAGUUCGAAAGCACGUCAAAGUGCAAGUACCGUAUUUUUCGUUCUAUAGGGCGCACCGGCCCAUAGGACGCACCUCGUUUUUUGGGGGGGGAAAUGAAUAAAAAAAAUUAUUUCCCCCCCCUGCCGCCGCCGCGGCUGCCGCCCCAAGCCUCGCGUGCUUCGGGCUGCAGGCUACCGCCCCAAGCCUCGCGCGCUCGGCGGGACCUCCUGCCGGGCGCGCAAGGCUUGCAGACACUCGCCCGAAGCACGGGGAGCCCUCCGGAGGGCUCCCUGUGCUUCGGGCGACAGGCUGCCGCCCCAAGCCUCGCGCGCUCGGCGGGACCUCCUGCCGGGCGCGCAAGGCUUGCGGACACUCGCCGGGGCUGCAGGCUGCUGCCUGCAAGCCUUGUGAGCCCGCGGGAACUCCCACCGGGCUUGCAAGGCUUGCGGAUAGUUUCCUGAAGCCUGGAGAGCGAGAGGGGUCGGUGCGCACCGAUGCCUCUCGCUCUCCAGGCUUCAGCGAAAGCCUGCAUUCGCUCCAUAGGACGCACACACAUUUCCCCUUCAUUUUUGGAGGGGAAAAAGUGCGUCCUAUGGAGCGAAAAAUACGGUAGAUAAACAGGUACCGCUCCGGCGGGAAGGUAAACACGUUUCCUUGAGCUGCGCUGGUUCGCCAGAAGAGGCUUAGUCAUGCUGGCCACAUGACCCGGAAGCUGUACACUGGCUCCCUUGGCCAAUAAAGUGAGAUGAGUGCCGCAACCCCAGAGUCGGCCACGACUGGACCUAAUGGUCAGGGGUCCCUUUAUCUUUACCUUUAGAGCACUAUUUAUGACAAGCAGAUGUCUUGUGGUACCUUAGACUUAAUGUGUAAACACUACUCUUUAAGAUGCUCUAAGGCUUGUUUUUUGUUGUAUCAGACUAACAUGCCUACUCCUUUGAAUAUAUAUGUGCUUUUUUACUACCAAUAUUAAUUGAUGCCUUUAUAUACGACCAAAAAUAUUGAUACAGUACAGUGGUACCUUGGUUUACGAACUUAAUCCGUUAUGGAAGUCCGUUCUUAAACCAAAGCGUUCUUAAACCAAGGCGUGCUUUCCCAUAGCAGCAGGGACUCAAUUUACAAAUGGAGUCAACAGGAAGUGGAACACGUUCUGCUCCUAAGGCAAAGUUCACAAACCAAAACACCUACUUCCAGGUUUGCAGCAUUCUUAAUCCAAGCUGUUCUUAAACCAAGGUACUACUGUAUACGAAUUGGCUAAAAUAAAUGUGUGUGUUUUUUGGUCUCCACAGCUGCAAUUUCAGAGCUCUGCUUUUUGUUAUGUCACAGCCUCAAUACAUAGAAGCAAAAUGCAGAGUACCAAAGCUGUAAGAACUGAUCUUAGCUCUGUGGGAGAACUGACAAGAGGCUGGCAGAGCUGGUCAGAGGUUCAUGCUGAUUAUCAGAGACGGAACCCCUUCAGCAGCAACAAGCCAGUAACUCGGCGUACUGAGAGAGGAGAUCCCACCUAUGGGAGGCCCCCCGAAGGCUCCAAAACAGAACAAAGAGGAAAGGAUGCUCACACACACAUAGGCAAGGAAGUGGAAGAAUUAUGCUUGGUCAUAAGUAAUGUUGGAGAGAGAGGGCAAGAUGGACAAGUAAGAAUAACAUUUAAACAGCUCUUUGACAGAUAUGUAACUAUAUCCAACAAAGUAGUAGGUGUCCUACUGAGGGCAAGGAAGCACGGCCUCGUUGAUUUUGAAGGCGAAAUGCUUUGGCAAGGAAAAGAUGAUGAUGUAGUUAUCACCUUACUUGAAUGAGAUGGUUGGAUAAGCACGAUUUCAUGAUUGCAUUUGGCCACUCCUUUAAAAGCCUUAAUCAACAAUGUCGGCUGGCCAGGAUGUGAUGAAGAAAAUGCUAUCUGGUGGAAACAGGUUAAAAACAAAAAUGAAGUAGAAGUAAUGCAUAUUUAACUUGUGUCCAUUCACUUUUACAUGUGUGAAAAUUUAAAAAGAAAAAAGAAAAUGGAAAGGAGGUGGGGUUAUGGGAGAAAUGUCUUCAGCAAUUCCACCCACCAUUGAAUCCAGUGUUUUGAAUAUACACGAUUUUGGAUUUAGGUGCGAUCCCUGUGCAAGUUGCGGGUUUACGGUACCUGUCAUGUUUUUCCCCUCCAUGGUCAUUGCCUAUACAUUGUAAGUGAUAAGGGCUUAUUAUAAGACAACAGAGUGAUAACUCUUCUGAGUGUACAUGAACUGGAAAUCUGUUUGGCUGCAAAGUGGAUGUAUUUCACAUGAGUCAUGGCACUGGAAAUGUAGAUGCUAAAAAAUGGAAGUGAUGUGAGCACAUUAAAAAUAUUUAGCCUUUUCUUGAGGUAAGUGUUGUUAUACCACCAC
This is a messenger RNA of Podarcis lilfordi (Lilford's wall lizard), 4113 nucleotides long. The record is from the annotation of a GenBank genome assembly. Lineage: Eukaryota; Metazoa; Chordata; Lepidosauria; Squamata; Lacertidae.